Molecule: messenger RNA, 1136 nt
Organism: Acanthocheilonema viteae
Lineage: Eukaryota; Metazoa; Nematoda; Chromadorea; Rhabditida; Onchocercidae
Source: the annotation of a GenBank genome assembly
UACCAGUACUGAUAUGGACAAAAUAUUUUAAUCAAACAUCAAAAAUCUACCGUAUUGGCAGCAGCGAGUUGAAACAAGAAUAUUUCACUAAUUCCAGUUCGGAUGAAAUAUUUCUAAAUAGUGGAAUUCCAACAGCUUGUCCUGAACGUUGUACAUUGAAACUAUCCACAAAUAUACGAUCCACUGAUGGAGUUGUACUACAUCAAGACAAUAAGGGACAUCCACCACCAUCAGGCUAUGUCGAUAUCAGUGGACCUAAAGAAUUGUUUUGUGCUCAAUCAUUCGGAAAUUGUGGAGCUAAUGCACCAAUUUAUCGAUAUAAGAAUAGAAAUCAAUUAAUUAAUAAUAGUUAUGCAUAUUCCUUUCGUGCAAAUGAAUUAAUCAAUGGUUAUGUUCGAGAACUUCAUCCUAUCUGUUAUGGAUGGAAAGAUAGUAGUAGCAAAAGUGGUAGUAGCAGAAGUAAUAAUAAUGAAAUCACUGGCACCAAAGAUCCCACAGAUUGCACACCAAUUCAAAAUGUAAGAAAUGGACAGGUAAUUUAUAAGCUAUCAGAAGCAUCGGAAAAUUCGGAAACAAUAAUGAUGGGAAGUUUUGCAAUAUUAAACUGUAAUGAAGGCUACAAGCCAUCAACGCAAAAUCAAAUAGCCUGUAUUACUGGUACCUGGUAUCCAACGGACGAGAUUGGUGAAUGUAUACCAAUUUCUAACGAAAUACCAAAAAGUUGCGCUCCAUUACCGCCACACGAAAAUGGCUAUAUUCGAUACAAUCAACAUGGUAACAUCAAUUUUCCCAGUGGUACUUUGGCUUAUCUGAUAUGCACUGAUCACUAUCAUCCAAUUUUUAACAGGCAAGCUCAAUGUUAUAAUGGUCAAUGGUCUACCUUAAAACUUGGAAUUUGUCAACCAACUGGUAACACCAGUUGUGCACCACUUCCAGCAGUGCAAAAUGGAAAGGUGAAAUAUCUGACGGAUAGUGAAAGUAAUAUAACGAUUGGAACAGUUGCUGAGCUGGAAUGUUUUAAUGGAUAUGUUGUGAAUGGUUUCGAUGUACUGAUAUGUGAACCACAUGGAUGGGCACCUGCUCCAAUUCUUGGAACUUGUCGAAAGCAGGAGAAUGAGAAAUUCAAUGAUGAAUAG